This is a messenger RNA of Carassius gibelio (silver crucian carp), 11987 nucleotides long. RefSeq names its product serine/threonine-protein phosphatase 6 regulatory ankyrin repeat subunit C. Gene Ontology annotation, molecular function: protein binding. The transcript is spliced from 28 exons. Bases 127 to 3342 code for a protein of 1071 amino acids. The record is from RefSeq and is a predicted model, not a curated record. NCBI's taxonomy places the organism in Eukaryota, Metazoa, Chordata, Actinopteri, Cypriniformes, Cyprinidae.
ACUGCCUCACCAGCUAAAGACAGACACACUCAUUACGUCUAUAAUCGCAACGCUUGAUUGUUGUCUUGGUUUCCCAGCCUCGAUUCCUUACUGAUGAGGGACUUUCGGCCCGACUGACACAGGGAGAUGGGGGUACACAACAUUUCAGACCAGCCGCCUCUGGUCCAGGCCAUAUUUAAUAGAAAUGCAGAAGAAGUGAAGUUAUUUUUGCACAAGAAAGAUGAAGUCAAUGCACUGGACCAAGAGCGCCGCACACCUCUUCAUGCUGCUGCCUGGCUGGGGGACGUUCAUAUAAUGGAGCUUCUCAUCACCGCAGGUGCGAAUGUCAAUGCAAAGGACCAUGUGUGGCUUACUCCAUUGCACAGAGCAGCUGCUUCCAGAAAUGAGAGAGCUGUUGCGCUGCUGCUAAGGAAGGGAGCUGACGUUACCGUGCGGGAUAAAUUCUGGCAGACACCACUGCACAUUGCGGCGGCCAACCGAGCCAUGCGUUGCGUCGAGACCCUGCUGCCCCAUGUGAGCAGCCUGAAUAUGGCCGACCGCACAGGCAGAGCGCCCCUGCAUCACGCUGCUCAGAGUGGAUACCAGGAGAUGGUUAAAUUGCUGCUGAACAAGGGAGCCAAUCUGAGUGCCAGUGACAAGAAGGAUAGGCAGCCCAUUCAUUGGGCAGCUUACCUCGGACAUCUGGAGGUGGUUAAGCUGCUUGCGUCUCAGGGCUCAGAUAAGAGCUGUAAGGAUAAGCGGGGAUACACCCCUCUCCACGCUGCUGCUGCCAGUGGCCACGUCGAUGUGGUCAAGUACCUGUUACGCAAUGGAGCCGAGAUUGAUGAGCCUAAUGCCUUUGGAAACACUGCUCUCCAUGUGGCCUGCUACACGGGACAGGAAGCCGUAGCCAACGAGCUGGUCAACCGUGGGGCCAACGUCAACCAGCCCAACCACCGCGGCUACACGCCCCUGCACCUGGCUGCCGUGUCCACUAACGGGGCUCUCUGCCUGGAGCUGCUGGUCAACAACGGUGCUGAUGUCAACAUGCAGAGUAAAGAAGGGAAAAGCCCUUUGCACAUGGCAGCCAUUCAUGGACGUUUCACUCGCUCUCAGAUCCUCAUACAAAAUGGUGGGGAGAUAGAUUGUGUGGACAGAUAUGGCAAUACACCACUUCAUGUUGCUGCCAAGUACGGCCACGAGCUGCUUAUCAGCACCUUAAUGACAAAUGGUGCUGACACAGCCAGACAAGGGAUUCAUGGGAUGUUUCCUCUACACUUAGCUGUGCUCUACGGGUCCUCUGACUGUUGUCGUAAACUACUUUCCUCAGGUCAGCUCUACAGCAUUGUGUUGUCAAUGAGUAAAGAACACGUGCUCUCGGCCGGUUUUGACAUCAACACCCCAGACAACUUUGGGAGGACCUGUCUACACGCUGCUGCCUCUGGAGGGAAUGUUGACUGUCUCAACCUGCUCUUAAGCAGUGGAGCUGACAUGAAUAAGAAGGACAAGUUUGGAAGGACUCCUUUGCACUAUGCGGCUGCUAAUGGGAGGUAUCAGUGUGUGGUGGUUCUGGUAGGAGCAGGGGCGGAGGUCAAUGAGCGUGACCGCUCUGGCUGUACACCUCUACACUACUCGGCUGCAUCGACUGCCUUCUGCAGAAUGGACCGACCCCAUGCCAGCACCCAUCAGAACCAAGAGGAUGGGGAGAAGGAAUCCUUCCUUUGCGUGGAGCAUUUGUUGGAUAAUGGCGCUGAUCCAUCUCUGUGCAACACUAAAGGAUACAGUGCUGUGCAUUAUGCUGCAGCCCACGGCAACAAACAAAACCUGGAGCUGCUUUUGGAGAUGUGCUUCAACACACUAGGAGACAAGGAGAGCAACGGGUCCAUCAGCCCACUACACUUGGCGGUGGAGUCUGGUCACUGGGAAUGCGUCACUGUGUUAAUCGAGUCUGGAGGGUAUGUGGAUGCCUGUGACCCGGUGGGGCGCUCUGUGCUAUACGUAGCUUCUCAAAGAGGACAUGUCCGCUGCGUAGAGCUGCUCCUCUGCCAAUCAGCAUCUUGCCUGCUCACAGAGCACCGCAGCAAAUGGGGCCCUCUUCAUGUUGCAGCUGCCAACAGCCACUCAGAAUGUCUGCGGAUGCUGCUCUGUAGCGAGGGGGGAGCCGAUCUCGUUAAUGUUACAGAUGCAGAGGGACAAACUCCACUAAUGCUGGCAGUGCUGGGGGGACACACUGACUGCGUGCAUCUGCUGCUGGAGAGAGGAGCUUGCCCUGAUGUGAGAGACAGGAGAGGAAGAACAGCCUUACACAGAGGGGUGGUGAUGGGUCGGGAGGACUGUAUAACCGCCCUGCUGUCCCACAACAUCUCAGUCCUCAGCAAAGAUUUUCAGGGGCGAACCGCGGUCCAUCUAGCUGCCUCUUGCGGCCAUGCUGACAUUCUCUCCAGUCUACUUUCUGCUGCUGACCACACCCACCCCCACGACCCAAUCACAGACCUCCACGGCUACACACCCACACACUGGGCAGCCUAUCACGGUCAUGAAGACUGUUUGGAAGUUUUACUUGAACUUAAACCAUGUAGUAUCCAGGAGGGAAACCCCUUCACCCCACUGCACUGUGCUCUCAUUAAUGGCCAUAGUGGUUCUGCAGAGCUGCUGUUGGACUCCAGUGUUUGUAAUUCGCUGGUAAACAUCAGGGAUGCCAAAGGAAGGACCCCACUUCACGCGGCCGCAGCUGCCGAGGAUGUGGCUGGGCUGCAGCUGGUUCUGCGGCAUGGAGCAGACAUCAACGCCGUGGACCACUCAGGUCGUUCUGCACUGAUGGUGGCGGCCGACAAUGGCCGAAGUGGUGCUGUGGCCCUGCUGCUGCACCGAGCCAAAGCCGACCUGUCCCUCCUGGAUGUGAACAAGAACACUGCCCUGCACCUGGCCUGCAGCAAGGCUAAUGAAAUGUGUGCCAUGCUGAUCCUAAAGGAGAUCCACAACCCUAUCCUCAUAAAUGCAACAAACAGUAUGCUUCAGAUGCCCCUCCACAUUGCCGCCAGAAAUGGUCUGGCCACCGUGGUUCAGGCCUUGCUGAACCGUGGAGCCACAGUGCUGGCAGUGGAUGAGGAAGGUCAUACGCCAGCCCUGGCUUGUGCGUCCAAUAAAGCUGUUGCCGACUGCCUCGCUCUCAUUCUGUCAACCAUGAAGCCUUCCUCCUCCACGCCCUCUUCAUCCUCGCCGUCUUCUCCCAGCUUCAACCUGCUCAAGCACUGUGGCAUCACCGCCGCCUGUCCCCCCCUGCCCAAUGGAGGCCUUCGCCAUGGUUACGGCAAAGAUCGCCAUGGUGCUACUAUCGGCUUGGAUGGCUACUUGACCGAGUGAGGCGUUAUUACUCAAAAAAAAACAAGCUUGGUCACUUGGUUUGGUCCUCUCUACACAUCUAGAUAAACCUAUAUGCAAUUACAGCCACACAUCCCUCCUUUGCCAGUAUCAAAGCUUUUCUUCACAUUUCAGUAGAGAGCGAACACAAAAGAGGACGAAUUUAGCUAUUUAUUUUAAUUUAUUUUCCCCCACUUUCCUUUUCCUCCCACCCACUGACUCCCAUUUUAGAUGCUGUCCAUUCAGUACGAGUCUAAAAUCUAAAAUCUGAAUCUAAGCCAUCUAUUCGAACCAGUAUGAAUCACUGGCGAGUCAGUCCUUUAUUUCUUCUCCAUUUGCAGUCGAUUCGACUCGGUCCAUGUUAGACUUAUGCAGCUGUGUGUCUCCAUGGUAACAGUGAUGAUGGAUGGGUUUCCAUAUCAUGCCUCCUAUUUCCCUGACGCUGUGGCCUUGCAUAGGAAUUUACAGCCUGCCCUGAGGAACAAUUUAAACGGGUUACACUAGAUUUGCAUGAAUUUACGGGACCAUGUAUUUGAUAGUGGUCUUGUGUGUGUGUGUGUGUGCGUGCGUGCGUACACGUGUAUGUGUGACAUCCACCUUUGCUCAAUUUUUUUUUUCAUCCCAUACUUGAUUAUUACAUUUCUGAGGUUUUUAUGUGAGGUGCAAUCUUAUUCAGCACAGAUCAGGAAAAGAAACAAGCAACUUAACAGAAUCAUAUUGACAGAAGGGAAACCGUACUACCUUAAGCCAAAAGACCAAUGUCCUCCUGAUAGAGGGGUCUGAUAUGUAAUGCUCGUUUACUUGUUAGAGAGAAAAGAGAGAGUUUUCAGUUGGGUGGGUUUUGAGGUUGAAAAUUCACAUUAGGUUUAUAAUGGAGGUGUUAAGUAGUCCAGAUCACUGUUUGUAGGUGGGCAGAAGAAAGAAGAGUUAAAAGUGUCGUGAUGUUGGCCGUUUAAACAACAUUAUGAAGAUGCUACACUAAGGAAGUAUAGAAAGCACAAAUGUCAUACACAGUACUUGCUCCUUGGGACCUUUUGGUUCUAUUUAUUUUGGUUGUUUUUUGUUUUUUUUUUGGCCUCAUAAAAUAUCUUGAAUUAAAUCUACUGCUUUGCUAUAAUAAUUAGUGUGGAGUUGCUUUCACAGUGCCUACUGUAUUUAGUUUUGUCUGCCUAGGAUCCAAUCAGUUAAACCCCAUAUGCACUCCCUUAAAGUCGUUGUUAAACAAGGUUUAAGUAUUUCAUUAAAUCCGUCAUGAAUCGAUUACCUGAAUAGUUGAACGUAUGAUUCAUAUAGGCUUUGGGGAGUGUAUAUUUGAAGUUUGCACAACUGGAGUGUUCAGGCUGAUUGGAGUUUUUUUUUUUUUUUUUUUUUACACGUUUAUGGGGAGCAGUCAUGGGUAUGACCAAAGCUAAGCGAUUUCUAAAUACCAUUUUAAUAGGAACUAAUAGAUAUCCAAAAAAAAAUAUUUUCAAUUAAAGUACUUAAAUAACAUUCACCCCUGCUCUUUUUAAAUGCUUCCUUAUUGCCAAAGGUAGAUUAAUUAACAAAGUUAAGAUUGUGCUUCCAUUAGGUUUUUAGCACCUAAACACAACAUAAGAACAUUGUGAAUGAGUGUUUAAAACAUCCCCUUUUUUUCUGUGCACCACAAACAGGCAAUAUAUGAGACAAUCAGUUGAAAGGGCUUUUAAUUUUGCCAUAGAUUUCUUUUUUCCUAAACAAGCAAAACGUCAACACAUUUUUUCCCCAAUUAGGAAGAGCUAUAUAAAUCUAUAUCCCUUAAUUAAUUAAUUCAUACUUGAGGCGUGAAAUGUGGACUUGUUCUUAAUUAUACCAAUACUGUUGCUUUCACUACCGUAUAUCAGGAUUUAAGUGAUGUAGAUAGAGUAGCUUUGAAGUGUUUGUAACAUUAACUGAUAUUUUAUUAGUGAAUGAAGGUGUGUAGACAAAUGAAACGGUAACAUUAGAUGUUUAAAGGCUGUGUGGAGAGCAUAUUUAUACUGAUUUAUGAAAUGACCUCUUCGUCUUUGUAAUGACAAGUUCUGGCUGCUUAAACAAGUUUCUCCACGCAGACCUGAUAUAAAGCACUUGCUUGUUCAGUAACAAAAAAAGGAUGAAAAAAUACGCUUUUUGCAUCUAUCAUAAGCUGUAAAUGGGCAAAUAUCUGACCUCUACUUGCAAGAGUACAAAUGUGCAUGUGUGCAAAUCAGAUUAGUCAAGAUAUAUUGUAGUGUUUUGCCUGGGAAAAAAAUCUAAAUGGGCUACAUGACUAAGAGGAAGUCCCUCAUGGGAGUUUGAUUCAAGCUUAUUUACAUGUACUUGAGAUUGACUUUAUCACGUACAAUAACUUUUGCUGAGGAUUGGUGGAGGGAAUUAGUGUGUGUCUAGACAGCACAGGGUGCAAUAAUGAAGCUUGAAGUUAUUUGCACUGCCAGUUAUACUGCUUGUAGUUGUACUAAAAAAUAUUUAUCAAAUUUGUCUAGCUAGUCAUACCACAACUAGUUGAGUUCGAAAAACAAGUGCCCGUGGAGCCUUUAAUUAGUAAUGCAUUUCAUUUUGGUGCAAGAAAAAGUGCUGCUUUCGAUUGUAUCUUGGAGCAAUUUUUGAUCUUUGUCUUUGAUCUCGAGAUCUUUGUAUGUUUAUUAGAUAAAAAUAAUUAUUAUCCAGCCAAAACAAACUAAAACGUAUUUGUUUUAAUUCCUCAAAUUUAGAAAUUUCUUAUUGGCGUUGCACUAAAAUUGUUUAAUUGUUUUAUCGAAUGUAUGCCACGAUGGUAGCUGCUUGCUUCAAUGUUGGUGAAAAUCGUAAAUGCAGUAGUUAGUGAUUAAAUGAUUAGCUGGGCAAGUGGAACUUUGGAACUGAACCCUUUCAGAACCUGAUAGACUGAAGUUGUGCAUUAGGUGUUCUGUGUACUAACAAUAAGGGAGCCAGUCAAAGUGACAAGAUUUUUUUUUUUUUUUUCGUUUUUUGUAGAGUACAAUUGGUGAGGGGAGUUUUCUCCCUAAAAUCAUUUAGUGCCAUAACUUUUUUUUUUCUUUUCUUUUUCCUUUUCUCAUUUUGAUAUGUUUGUAAAAAUGUGAAUGAAUGAUUCCUUGGGUUCAGUUUUUGAGUGUGCGUCAAGACCAUUACCAAAAAAAAAAAAGACGAACAAAGUUGAAGCUAACAUAAGCUACUGUGCCCAUUUAUAUUUUUUGGAGAUCCACAUAGUGUGUUAUUGUAAAAUGCCAGUACGUUCACAAUCAGACUGUCUAAAAAUGCCAGUAUAUUGGUAACUAAGCUAUACUGAUGGGCUGGUUAGCCCUUAGUGGAGCUCACCUUCAUCUGAAAGCUUUCAUGGCUAAGCCAUAUCUUUUUAGCAUUUGCCCUUAUCAGUUGAGUAGCUGGAUUUGAGUCAUUCAGUCAAUGGCUCCUUCAAAAACAAUAUUUUGUAAAUGUUCCAUUGUAAUCGGUAGUUCAAACAAACCACUGAUAAUUUGAGGUUUAUUUCAGAGCAAUGGAAUUAUGAUACGCCUUAAUUUCAUCAUUAACUGAAGGGCAAAUUUAACAUUCACCAAAAUGACACCUUUACAUAGCUUUUCUUGUUUUAUUCUGGAUCAGCAAAUUGUGCCGUUUAAAGAGCUUGUUUUUACAUAAUUUUGCUAUGAAGGGCCAGCUUUCAUUGCCUGUUGACCAAGCUAUAAUGGUUGCAGUAACAUGCAGGCUGCUGGAAACUAGAGUUGUCUAAUAAUUGUAACCAUUUUGUUGGAAAGCAGACUAAUUGUAGCUAACUCUGUGUCCUUAUUGCAUGUCCAUCCUUGCAUUUUUGUAAACUUUUUAUUUUUUUAUUUUUUUCUCUCGCAAAGGUAUUAAUGGCUGAUAGAAUGUCUGAUUUACCUCAGUGGACCUCAGCGUCCUUACUACUUGAAGACACAUCCAUUUAAGGCAAUACUCAAAAGACCCGUUUCGUUUAACCUGUCUCUCUCCCAACUUUUUGCCUUAAGAGGAAACGGUAUAGUUCAGCAAUCACAGCACUUGAGAGAUUUUGUUAACUUGGGAUCUCUUUCCAAUGAGAUUCAUAAGAAGCACACUGUUCUAUUGGUUGUUUUGCUGAAAGAUGUACCAUAAUGGCUUCUGGCCUCCAUUUAUUAGGAGUUUUUUGCACUAGAACAUAAAAGAAUUGUCUCUCUGUUUAAUACAUAUGUGAAAAAUAUUUAGCUGUAAAAUUUAUUUGGAUUCGCUAAUAUUUGACCAACUCUACUCAUUCUCCUAAAUAAAACAAAAAGUACUGGUUUUCACUAUUGAAUAAACCUCAAUUUUCAGAAAAAAAAAAUCAUUAUGGGUAGUGAAUGGUAAAAGAUUUGGGAAUACGUAUGUCCAAUGAUAAAUUAUUUUAUACAAGGCAGAGUAGAUACAUUUUCUCAGCAUUUUUCGAUGUCUUCGUGAAAGCAUUUAGGUAGUAAAUACUUGUGUGAUGUUAUAAAUGCAAAUAUUUCUAACAACGUAAAUAACAAGAGCACAAGAUGAUGUGCUGUACAUAAUUCUUCAAGAAGUGUGGUCAGAAUUGCCUUGACAUGGCAAUCUUACCUCAUAAACUAGCCAUCUUGUGCUAUAUGUACUGGUACAUGAAAUUUGGGUGGGCUUUUAGCUACGCAUGCUCCGUGUAACUGGAAUUCUAAGGUCGCGGUCCGAGGCCUUGAAAUGGAAAACGUUGGAGUUUUCAAGGGGUGCUCUUGAACUUGAUGAUGUCCUUCACCCUGGCUUAGUGUUACUUCAUGUUUCUACUCAGUGAGCGCUGAUAGUUCAAAUUGUAAAUCUGCAAGCGAAUGAUCUAAUCAAAAAUAGCUGCUUUUUGUUGUUCUUGCCAGCAGCUUGUUUUCAUAAGGCUUUUUAGAAGACCACCGAAGCCUGACUCAAUGGCUGUUCUGACAGGGCACGUAGGGAUCCCUUUAAAAAACAUUUUCAUAUAAAAAAAAAGCUAUGCAGGAAUACUUUAUUUUAUCUCACAGAGUUGCAUAGUGCCACAAGAGAUAUCCCAAGAGCUUCAAUGACCGAUCACGGACCUUCAGACGUUCAUCUGUAAAUCUAACACUGACCUUACUUGCUUGUUGGCUUUGGUUGAGAAAAUGACUGCUUAGCGUGGCAUGCUGCUAUUUCUUUGGAGUCUGUAAGCAUCUUCAUCUCUUUAAAGUACUACACUUUGUGACGAGUAUGUGAGAUUGUGCCUUUUGUUAUCAAGUACAUGCCACAGGGUAUGGUCUUCCAUUAACACCUUUAGUGAGCCUUAUGAAUGAACAACUGUUGUAAUUUUCAAAAAUAGCCACCAUCCACGUGGUUGCGUUUUGAGCCGUCAAAAAUCGCGAUCAAAUUUCUCACGACACCGCAAAUGAAUAAAUAAUCGUUGUAAAUUGAAUUUAACCGUAACAGCGAAACAUUUGAUCGGUUCUAGCUAGUGACCUGUUCAAACUCUGUAUGGAAAAAAUAAAAUAAACGUGUUUAGUUUUACAACGUGUGAACUCUUUAGUGAAGUAGAUGUGUGCCGUGUUGUUUUUUGUGUGGUAAUGCAUUGGAGAUUAGUUGUAACCCAGUGUCUUGUAGAAUGUUGGCAUGACUCCUUUUCUCUAUGUUGUAUUGACGUCAACGUAUCCAUCUGAAAUGGACUAAAGUGCAAUAACUUUUUUUGUGCGCCAUAGUAUCCUUAAAGGAGGAAAAUGCCCUCUUACGUCAUCCAUCGUGUUUUUUUUCUUUAAGCAGGGUAUUUCAGUUAUUUUAUAAAUUUCAGUUUCAGUUACAAAUUUGAACUCCUUCCUGCUUUGCCUCCAUAAGUGGCACUUUCUUGUGGAAUGUACAAUGGACUUAGUGUAAACUGUGAUGGGUGUCAGCCUUAUCAAUUAUUAUUGCUUACUGGAAAGAUGGAAUUUCUGUUUGCUCAUUGGUUGAUUGGUCAGGGAGUGCUGUUUUCCAUGUUCCUUCUCCCAGUGCCAUGUAAAGUCAGUGUCUGCUUUCGUGGCAUGUCAAGCAUUUGUGUGUGUGUGUGUUGGGGGGUGUAUAGACCUGUUAAUUUACCUCUAAUCAAUUGAUUUGAUACCAAAAGCAAAGUGCAUUGCCUAGAAAUACAGUUUUUUUUGGGGGGGGGGGGGUUGGUUUGCAUUUGAGAUGUGAUGGUUCUAACUCUGUAACUUGAAAGUUGUUGUUAUCACCAGGGAAAUAUGCAGGGUUUGCGUUCUCCCCACACAUCAUUUGAACUUUGGGCCAUAUGUUAUGUGGUACCAAAAAAAGUUUCAUGGAUUAUUAGAUCAGAUCUUUACUUUUUAUUUUUUUGGUCUGACAUCAAGAUGCCAAAAUUUGUGAUUUAAUGUCUUCAUACGUUUUAGAAAAUAAAAUAAAAAAUGGAACCUGUACCAUAAAGAAACAUUCCUUCGAAUUUCAUUGUACAAAACGAAAGUACCGUUGACAACCAAUACCUGAAGUCAUAUGAUAAUCUUCAGAAUACCUUAAGUUGUAACUUACUUCAAGGUCCUUUUGGCUUCAAGCAAUCAAUGAUUUCAUAUUUGAUAUCACAGGGAGCACACUGAAUAAAGUAAUCUAGUAUUUCACAACAUAGGACCAACGUAUGUCUCUGUAGAGAUGGCCACUUGAUUUCAUUCAAGAACAAGCAAUACAAGUAUCGAGAGACAAUUGUAUAUUUCUAAAGAUUUGUUGGCUCUGGCUGUUUUUGGCCUAGCUAUGUUAUCUGUGGCACCUUAGGUUAACACCCUCUUCUUGUAACUGAAUCCAACAUAAGAGAUUUCAGUGCUGAGAGAGCCUUAUUUCAGUCAAACUGAAUGUGAAUUGGAUGUGUGCAGGAUUUGGCCAUUUCGAAGCGACUGGCUUUAAUCAAGCGGACCUCCUGCGUCCCGUGUUUGAAUCCAGUUUCAAUAGGACCCGCCGUCUUUAAGACUUUCCAAAAGAUUGCUAUUACAAAAAAAACUAAAAUACUAUACAGUGGCUAUGUUUCCAUUGCCAAAACGCCAAAAUACAGGGUUACUGUCACUGCUUCCAAGCUCUGCUUGAACAUGCCAAGUAUUUGAAACGCAUUACAACAUGAAAGAAAUGUGACCCUGACUUUAAAAAAUAAAAAGCCACAAAACUGCACUAUUUACUUGAGUAUUGAACUCCAAGUCGUUCUCUGCUAAUUGUUUCGGCAAUGGAAACCUAGUGACUGAUCGUGUAGGGCAGCACCCAGUGCGUUUGUGUUGUGUGUGCGAGUGCGACGAACAGGGGUCAUAUCAACCCUGUAUACCUCAUCAACAUAUCUGCAAAUAUUCUUAUCCUGUCUUUAAGUUGAACGUGUAAGAGAUACCAUCACCAGCAGAAGCCUGAGACCAUUGCAGGGUCUAUGACAUCACACCAAUUCCGUAUCAACCAAGAUCACCACUUGCUUGCGUAAAAAAAACCUGCCGCUCCGCUUCAGGCCUGACCCAUCGCUGACACAAUGCUUUAGAUUUAGCCAAACGUGAGGCAUUUUAAGUAGCAUUAUCCUACCUCUGUGUUACAGCUUGUUGCGUUGAAAACUCCACCAAUUGUUGACAAAUGGAAAUGUAUAUGUAUAUGGAACAGAUAUAUAACUUCUAACCAACAAUCGGUGAUAUAAGACAACAGUUAGCGUACUUGAUUUCGUGUCUGUCUGUGUGUAUCAUGAAAAUUGUUAGUGUAUACACAACAGAGUACCACUGGAAUGUGAAGCCAGACUGUAUUAUUAUUAUUUUUAUUUUUUUCAAAUCCAACUUCCUCCCCAUUAUAUUUCAAAUGAUGUCAUAUGUGUCUUGCCGCUAUUGCUUCUUUCAUUUUUCUUUUUGGAAAAAAAAACAGGGGAAAAUAUCAGCCUAUAAUAGCUGGCGUUUACAUUCGUGCUCGUUUUUCCCUCCGUUUCUGUGUCUCUUUCACUUACUCUCACUUCUAAAUGUUCACUGUGAGCGCUCUGAACUCAAGUUUACAGCUCUUCGUGGUAUGUACGUGUAUCUGGUCGAGUUCAGUAGAGUGCGUGGUUGGUUGUAUGACUUUGGUACUGAAGCAACAACUCAAUUUUCUACUGGUGGUGGGGGUUUGAAAGGGGGUUGGUUGGUUUGAGUUAUGCACAUUUAUUCUGUACUAAAAUAUGGGGUAUGUAGAGUUCCCUAGCCUUACACCCUUCCAAAAACACUACGCCGGUCACUGGCUAAUUAGCGUUAGCUGUCCACCACCCUGACAACUUUGUACCUUUGUACAUAUCUGUUUUGGACCUGGGGCACGGGGCUGAAUCUGUUAGGACAGUCACGUGACCCCUCCUAGACCUGAGGAAGGAGAACCCUCACCCUUUCAACCCCACUAAAAGACCUCAAGCCAUUCAUUUCCUUAUGUGACAAUGCAAUCCUGAAAGCACUUUGCCUUGUUAAUUCAUAGUAUGAGCUUGUGAAUGGUUACUUGUUACUAACAGAUGUGAAACUCUGUACAUGUAUUUAAGUAAGAAAGAACAUAAUCAUUUUUAAUUUGAGCUUAUUAAAAAUGAAAUGGUCUCUCUGACUUUAAAGACAAAAAAAAAUCCCAUCUGUUUUUGUUAGUCAGGUUCAUGAACUGCUGCAGCCAGUAGGUCUUGUCAUUCAGUAUCGUGGCUUAGAAUUGGUAAUGUUGAAAUAAAAUGCUAUUGCUACAUAUAA